Molecule: messenger RNA, 954 nt
Organism: Selaginella moellendorffii
Lineage: Eukaryota; Viridiplantae; Streptophyta; Lycopodiopsida; Selaginellales; Selaginellaceae
Product: ribonucleotide monophosphatase NagD
Exons: 6
Coding region: 12-926 (304 amino acids)
Cellular component (GO): chloroplast
Molecular function (GO): phosphatase activity
Source: RefSeq, a predicted model, not a curated record
UGUUCCAGGAAAUGGCCGCAUUGUCUUACCGGAUGCUUGGAGGUCUUCAAGAGCUCGCUGGAACACCAACUUACAAGGCAUGGCUGCUGGAUCAAUUUGGAGUGCUCCACGAUGGAAGAAAGCCAUACCCAGGCGCCAUUGCUACUCUGGAGUGCCUGGCUUCCACCGGCGCAAAGCUCCUCCUGCUCAGCAACUCGUCCCGGCGAUCCGAGGUGACCAAGAACAAGAUGAGCGAGUUGGGCUUUGAUCCGGGCCUGUUUGCUGGAAUCAUCACCAGCGGAGAAUUAACUCACGACCACCUCCUCAGGAGACGAGACCCUUGGUUUGCUCGGCUCGGAAAGCGAUGCUUACACAUGACAUGGAGCGCUCGGGGUGCUAUAUCACUCGAGGAGUUGGAUCUGGAAGUCGUAGAGAAGCCCGAGCUUGCCGACUUCAUUCUCGUGCAUGGGACCGAGGCACUGGGAACGUCGAACGGGAGUCCAAAGCCAGCAACCUUAGAGCAGCUUCGCGAGUUCCUGGAGGUUGGAGUGAAGUAUAAUCUCCCCAUGAUAGUUGCCAAUCCGGACGUUGUCACAGUGGAAGCCAGGGAGCUCCGAGCGAUGCCUGGAAUGCUGGGCCUCGAGUACGAGAAGCUCGGCGGCGACGUCAGAUGGAUGGGAAAGCCCGACCCGGUUAUCUACCGUGCUGCUCAAACGAUUGCCAACGUCGCGCCUUCGUGCUGCAUUGCCGUUGGGGACUCGUUGGCGCACGAUAUAAAAGGAGCACAGGCCGCUGGAAUACAGUCUGUGUUUGUAGCAGCUGGAAUUCAUGCUGGUGAGUUGCAAAUUGAAAACAUAGGUGACAAACCAUCUCCAGACGCGCUGAAGUCUGUUUUGCACAAUCACGGAUCGGAUCCGUCGUAUGUCAUUCCGAUGUUUUCCUGGUAAUAAAAUAACACUGUUUUUCUUGCUGGAA